AUGGCUGCCCUGACGAUAGACCCGGUGGAGCAGCCCCGGAUGUACCAGCAGACUCUGCUUCAGGACGGACUGUGUGACCUCUUGGAAAAUGACAAGUUUGUAGACUGUGUUCUUAAAAUCCAGGAAAAGGAGUUCCCCUGCCAUCGCCUGGUUCUGGCUGCCAGCAGCCCCUUCUUCAAGGCCAUGUUCCUGUCUGAUCUGGAGGAGAGUAAGAAGAGGGAGAUCGUCCUUAAAGAUGUAGAACCAGGGGUUAUGGGGAUGAUCCUGCGCUACUUGUACACCUCUGACAUUAAUCUAACAGAGCAGAACGUGCAGGACAUCUUCAUGGUAGCUAACAUGUACCAGAUCCCCUCUAUCUUCUCCGUAUGUGUGUCCUACCUCCAGGAGAAGCUGGUCCUGGGGAACUGUUUGGCGAUCUUCAGACUGGGACUCCUGCUGGAUUGUCCCCGGCUGGCUCUGGUUGCUCGGGACUUCAUCUGCGAACGCUACCAGGUUGUUGUCAGGGACCAGGACUUCUUACUUCUGGGCCCAAGUGAGCUGGCCACCCUUAUUACCUCAGAUGCCCUCAAUGUGGAACGAGAGGAGCUGGUGUUUGAAUCCCUGAUGGAGUGGGUCAAACAUGAUGAGAAAAACCGAGUUAAGGACCUGUCUGAGCUGCUGCACUGCGUCCGCUUCAGACUCAUGCCUGUGGAUUACUUUAAAGAGAAAGUGGAGCGUCACCAGUACAUACGCUUCAGCCAGGAUCUCAAGAAAGAGAUGGACCUUGUGAAGGAUGCUCACAAGGGGCGUCUCCCGAAGCCCAUGAAGUCCAGCAGCGACGGGGCAAAAAGUGUAGAAGGAAGUGAAGAAGAGGAUGAAGAGGAGGAGGAGGAAGGGUACCUACCAGGGAUUCUCAACAACAACCCUCGCUUUGGGAUGUUCGAGAUGGAACUGAUACUGAUGAUCAGUGACACAGGGACUGUGGCUUAUGAGCCAGUAGGCAACGAAUGCUUUGUGGCGUCAGAGUCAACAGAAAUUCCCAAGAACCAUUGCAGCCUGGUGACCCAGGAGAACCAGGUGUUUGUGGUUGGAGGACUUCUCUACAACGAGGAGGACAAAGAUGAACCCUUCAGCUCUUACUUCCUACAGUUUGACCCGGUGAAAUCAGAAUGGUUGGGGAUGCCGUCACUGCCGAGCCCCCGCUGUCUGUUUGGCCUCGCUGAAGCUGAAAACUCCAUCUUUGUUGUGGGAGGAAAGGAGCUGAAGGAAGGAGAGCAUGCUCUGGACUCAGUCAUGAUCUAUGAUAGACAGUCGUUCAAAUGGGGGGAGUCGGACCCUCUGCCUUAUGAAGUUUAUGGACAUGGAACGGUUUCACACAACAAUCUCGUCUAUGUGAUUGGAGGAAAAUCUGGAAGCAAAAAGUGCAUGAGGAGAGUGUGCGUCUACAAUCCCACUAAGUUUGAGUGGACGGACCUGGCUCCUCUGAAGACAGCCCGCUCUCUCUUUGGUAUCACGGUCCACAAUGAUCAGAUCUAUGUUGUGACGGGUGUCACAGACUCUGGCCUCACCAGCUCUGUGGAGGUCUACGACAUCGCCAACAACAAGUGGUCAGACUUCACAGAGUUCCCUCAGGAGCGCAGCUCUCUCAAUCUGAUCUCGAUGGGGGGUUUCCUGUACGCUCUCGGGGGCUUUGCCAUGAUGCCCUCUGAGACCAGCGAGGAGCCCGUCCCCACAGAGAUGACCGACAUCUGGAGGUAUGAUGAAUCAGAAGAGUGCUGGAAUGGGAUUUUGAGAGAGAUAAGCUAUGCAGAGGGGUCCACUAUUCUUCCAGUGCGUCUCAACACUCUGCGUCUCAACAAGUUAUAACUAAACGGAUGAAGAUUUUUAUGUUACACAAGCAAGAAUCGAAUGAGAAUGAGAGAACCUAGUACGGUCAGUGGGCCAAAAUAAAUUGGCUGAGGGUGCAAAAUGAUGCAGAAAGAGUUGGGAAAGAAGAGGUGACCUAUUGUUGUAUCUUUUAUUCACAGCAGGGGGAGACAUUGCGUGCUGAGUAUAUGAGAGCUGAGGUGAAUGUCAUGAGUUAAAACUUCACUCCAACUGUAUUCUAUGAAAAGCUAAACUGUUCAUUUGUAAAUUUGUCUUUUCUUAUAUUGUUUCUUAAGUUUUCUUUGAUUCCUGUUUUCUUCAUUUAAUGCAAAAUUAAAGAGAGGGUUUGACUUUGUGGCUUUGAGGUGAUGGGUCUUUAUUAUUAGACAGAUCAACAGAGAAAGUGUUCA
This is a messenger RNA of Notolabrus celidotus (New Zealand spotty), 2255 nucleotides long. RefSeq names its product kelch-like protein 40a. The transcript has 6 exons. The coding region runs from base 1 to 1845 and encodes 614 amino acids. Gene Ontology annotation, molecular function: protein binding. Lineage: Eukaryota; Metazoa; Chordata; Actinopteri; Labriformes; Labridae. The record is from RefSeq and is a predicted model, not a curated record.